AUGCCGUUCAGGAGUCUACAUCUGACUGAGGAGACACUUGUUCAGCCAUAUUCACUGCAGCUCUACUCACAAGAACAAGGAAAUGCAGUCAGCCUAGAUGUCCAUAAUUUUACUCAGUCGUAUAGAAAACUGAAAAUUUCAGGAAAACUAACAGAACUGAAAAAUAUUGAGGAAUCUUUGACUUCGGUUCCUGAGGCGCCAAGCUGCCAGACAGUCGCCCACGCUCUGGGGUCAGCUGACGCCGGCUCCACCUGCGCCGGGUGUCGCACGCUCCUUGGGGUUUUCCGCCUCUCCACUCAUCCACUUCGAGGCUCGGAGAUCCUCCACCGUACUUGCUCAAUCGCGGCCCGGGAGACCACGCUUGCUCUCAGAGGUCCCCAACCGGAAACGCGCUCUGCUCCCGCCCCCGCCGGCGGAUCCGGAAGUGGGGGUCGGCAGCGGCGCACCGCCCUCCGCGGGGGCCCCCCGGGCACGAUGCUUCGCGCCUCGAUAGCGCCCGCCGCGGUCCUGGCUGCCGCGCUGCUCUCGUCAUUCGCGCGCUGCUCUCUCCCGAGGCGCGGCGACCCGGUGGCUUCGGUGCUCAGCCCCUACUUCGGCACCAAGACUCGCUACGAAGAUGUCAACCCCUGGUUGCUGGUCGACCCGCAGGCGCCACGGCGUGACCCGGAGCUGCUGGCGGGGACGUGCACCCCGGUGCAGCUGGUCGCCCUCAUCCGUCACGGCACCCGCUACCCUACGACCAAACAGAUCCGCAAGCUGAGGCAGCUGCAGGAAUUGUUGGAGACCCGCGAGUCCGCGGACGGCGGGAGCCGAGUGGCCGCCGCGCUGGCCGAGCGGCCGCUCUGGUAUGAGGACUGGAUGGACGGGCAGCUGGUGGAGAAGGGGCGGCAGGACAUGCGACAGCUGGCACUGCGCCUGGCCGCCCUCUUCCCAGACCUCUUCAGCCGGGAGAACUACGGCCGCCUGCAGCUGAUCACCAGCUCCAAGCAUCGCUGUGUGGACAGCAGCGCUGCCUUCCUCCAAGGGUUGUGGCAGCACUACAACCCAGGACUGCCACCGCCCGACGUCUCAGAUAUGGAGUGUGACCCUCCAAGAAUUAAUGAUAAACUAAUGAGGUUCUUUGAUCAUUGUGAGAAGUUUUUAACUGAUGUGGAAAGAAAUGCUACAGCCCUUUAUCAUGUGGAAGCCUUCAAAACUGGACCUGAAAUGCAGAAGAUUUUAAAGAAAGUUGCAGCUAUUUUGCAGGUGCCGGUAAACAGUUUAAAUGCAGACUUACUCCAGGUAGCUUUUUUUACCUGUUCAUUUGACCUGGCAAUUAAAGGUGUCCAUUCUCCCUGGUGUGAUGUGUUUGACGUAGAUGAUGCAAAGGUACUGGAGUACUUAAACGAUCUGAAACAGUAUUGGAAACGAAGUUAUGGCUACACCAUUAACAGCCGCUCCAGCUGCAGCCUGUUUCAGGAUAUUUUUCUACACCUGGACAAAGCAGUUGAGCAGAAGCAAAGGUCUCAGCCAGUUUCUUCUCCAGUCAUCCUCCAAUUUGGUCAUGCAGAGACUCUCUUGCCGCUGCUCUCGCUCAUGGGCUACUUCAAAGACAAGGAGCCACUGACGGCUUAUAACUUUGAGGAGCAAGUCCAUCGCAAGUUCCGAAGUGGUCACAUCGUCCCUUAUGCCUCCAACCUAAUAUUUGUGCUUUACCAUUGUGAAAAUGCAAAGACCCCUCAAGAAGAAUUCCAAGUCCAGUUGCUGCUGAAUGAAAAGGUGUUGCCCUUGGCUUACUCGGAGGAAACCGUGGCUUUGUAUGAGGAUCUGAAGAACCACUACAGGGACAUUCUUCAGAGCUGUCAGACCAGCAAAGAGUGUAACCUCCCGAAGGUGAACAUCACGUCCGAUGAGCUCUGAGCAGCUGAGAUAGUAUCAGCUCAGCAGUGCUUUGCUGAGGGAUGAUUGUGCUUGCAAUAGGUAAUCACUCGAGAUGCAGCAGCUACAGGCUCCCUGUGAGUUCCAGGCCGGCCAACACCAAACAGAGAAAUAGAGCUUUCGGAUUGCUUGGUCCUUCUGCUUUUCACAGAAAAUAAUAGGUUCUCGUAGGAUCUGGGCAUACGGGUAAAACAUGACUCUGGCUGGGGCAUCUCUGUUCAGGACAAAAACCAACUGAAGGAAACAGCUGUCCCUGCGAGUGUUUGCAGAGCUGAAAUUGUCCUAACUACCUAAGAAACUACUGAGGUAGAACGUUAUUAGAGAGUGACACUUCAAAACUGUUGGAUACCAAAGCACAGUGGCAGUCGGAUGGUUGGCAAUUGAUUGAUUGGAGAAUUGUGAUCAUGUUGAUUUCUUUCCUUCUGCUUCAUGUGGGGCUCUACUAGCAUAAAUGACGUCACUAGUCAUACAUGUGGUGAAGUGAAUAUUAUAUUAGACUUCAGAAGAAAGUCUAAUAUAAUAUGCAUCUGACACGAUAUCAAGAACCAGGCUGAAACAAAACUGAAAGUGUGAGAUAUUUUUGUUAAUAGUAUUUAUAAAAAUAUUUAAACACUUUGCCAAUAAUUUUCUUUAACCUCAAAGUAGGUCUUGC
Molecule: messenger RNA, 2569 nt
Organism: Acomys russatus (golden spiny mouse)
Lineage: Eukaryota; Metazoa; Chordata; Mammalia; Rodentia; Muridae
Gene: Minpp1
Product: multiple inositol-polyphosphate phosphatase 1
Exons: 6
Coding region: 1-1899 (632 amino acids)
Molecular function (GO): inositol phosphate phosphatase activity; acid phosphatase activity
Source: RefSeq, a predicted model, not a curated record